UCCUUCCUCGCGCCAACCCGCGCUUUGUGCGCCGCUCCGCGCGGGGAAAUGGAACGAGGAAAUGAAAUGGAACGAGGAAGUUCCGUAGCGACGGCGCCAGGAGCUCCGUUAGUGCGUGGGCAGCGGAGCAGCGGGACGGGAUGCCCAGAUUGGGUAGGGGGCUCCUUACCUGGGUAUAUCCAGGACCCGCCUGUAUAACGUGCUGUAGGAACUCGCGAUAGGGGCUGGGACUCCACGACCCUCAGAGGUCCCCUCCAAGCCCCGUGGUUCUGUCAGCGUGCUGGUGGGCAGAGAAUGGAAUCGUAGAAUCACAGAGUGGCCUGGGUUAAAAAGGACCACGACGAUCGUCUGCUUUCAACCCCCCUGCUGUGUGCAGGGCUGCCAGCCACCAGACCAGGCUGCCCAGAGCCACAUCUCUCCAUCCGUGGCCAUUCCCUGUGGGCAGCUCUGUGGGAUGCUCACAGUCCAGAGCGUUUCUGGGGAUAGCCGAGUGUGGGGCCGGGGCUGUGGGGUGUGACACAUGGAUCCCACACACAGCCCUGGGGCACAGGCUGUCUGUAUGCAGGGGAUGCGUGCUGGGAGCCUCGUUGCUUUGCUCACUGCGUGUCUGGCCAUGCACCCCCAGCGAGGGUGCAGGCUGAUGUUGGGAGGACCAAACGUGUCCGUGUGACUCAGCCCAGCUCGCUUUGCCUCCCUGCCAUUGGCUUCUGCACAUACCUACACGCCUCACUGGGAGGGUUGUGCCAAGCAGUCAAGUUUGGGCCGAUGGAUCUCUGUGUGCCAGAGGUGGGGAGUUGCUCAAAGACAGCAGGGCAAGCUCCAGGACGUGCCCAGGCCCUCGGGGCUGGGACCACACGGCGUUUGCUUAAGGAGCCUGUUUCGUGCCGUGGACUUGCUGGGUUUGCCUCCAGCUGGCUUUCCUGGUGCAGGGGCUGUGCAGGGCUUCUGAGCAGUGAGGGGACGAGAUGUUUGGGGGGAAAAUGAGCAGCCUUGGGAAGAAGCUGAUCCGCCGGCGCAUGGUGGAUCUGAGUUCCGAGGAGACGCGCUUUGCUCGCUGCCUCUCCACACUGGACCUCAUCGCCCUGGGGGUGGGCAGCACGCUGGGUGCUGGUGUGUACGUGCUGACCGGGGAAGUGGCCAAGGAUACAGCCGGUCCAUCCAUCGUCCUCUGCUUCCUGGUGGCCGCACUGUCAUCGAUACUGGCCGGGCUCUGCUAUGCAGAGUUUGGAGCCCGUGUCCCCAAGACCGGCUCUGCCUACCUCUACAGCUACGUCACGGUCGGUGAGAUCUGGGCUUUCACCACUGGCUGGAACCUCAUCCUGUCCUAUGUGAUAGGCACAGCCAGCGUGGCCCGAGCCUGGAGCGCAGCAUUCGACAACAUCAUCAGCAACCAAAUCUCCACCUUCUUCAUGAACAAGACCACGCUGCACCUGCCGGGGGUGCUGGCCGAGCGCCCGGACUUCUUUGCGUUGAUCCUGAUCGCGUUGCUCACUGCAUUGCUGACCUUUGGCGUCAGUGAGUCCGCCCUGGUGAACAAAAUCUUCACGGCGGUGAACCUGCUGGUGUUGGCCUUCGUCUUCAUCGCCGGCUGCAUCAAGGGAGACAUCAAGAACUGGCAGCUGACGGUGGAGGAUUACAUCAACCUCACGCAGUCGCAUGAGACAGAGGAAGUCAGAAGAAAAGCCUUCGGCUCCGGUGGGUUUGUCCCCUUUAAGCUGGAAGGGAUUCUGAUGGGUGCUGCCACGUGUUUCUACGCCUUCGUGGGUUUCGACUGCAUCGCCACCACAGGGGAGGAAGCCAGGAACCCGCAGCGCUCCAUCCCCAUUGGAAUCAUUGUGUCCCUCCUCAUCUGCUUCGUGGCCUAUUUCGGGGUCUCUGCGGCCCUCACGCUGAUGGUGCCCUACUUCAUGCUGAAUAAGAAGAGCCCGCUGCCCGAGGCCUUCAAGGAAGUGGGCUGGGAGCCUGCCCGCUAUGCCGUUGCCAUUGGCUCGCUCUGCGCACUCUCCACCAGCUUGCUGGGCUCGAUGUUUCCCAUGCCGCGUGUGAUCUACGCCAUGGCAGAGGAUGGGCUGCUCUUCAAGUUCCUCUCCAGAAUCAACAGUCGCACCAAGACUCCUCUCUCAGCCACCAUCACCUCAGGGCUGCUCGCGGCUGUGUUGGCCUUCCUCCUUGACCUGAAAGACCUGGUGGACCUCAUGUCGAUCGGCACGCUGCUGGCUUACUCCCUGGUCGCUGUGUGUGUGCUCAUCCUCCGGUACCAGCCUGGGCAGCUGAACUCCCCAAAGGCCGUGGAGAUGCUGGAGCUGAAUGGGAAUGAGGAGGAGAGAGCUGUCAUGAACCCAAACAUCGCUGCCACAGGCACCAAACAGAAGGAGACGCUGUCCCUUACAGCACUCUUCAGUCCAUCUGCAGACACUCCCACGGCACUCUCAGGGUGCAUCGUCUACGUCUGUGUCUCAAUCAUGGCUGUGCUGGUUACGGUCAUCUGUGUGGUGCUGACCCUCAAGGUGAAGGCGCUGAAGGAGGCCAACGUGGCCUGGAUCUUGGUCCUGGUGCUGCUCCUCAUGGCUCUGCUCAUCCCCACCAUCAUCAUUUGGAGGCAGCCGCAGAGCAAUGCGCGGUUGAACUUCAAGGUACCUUUCCUCCCACUCCUUCCACUCUGCAGCAUCUUUGUUAACAUCCUGCUGAUGGUGCAGCUGAGUACCGGCACCUGGGUGCGCUUUGCCAUCUGGAUGGCUGUGGGUUUUAUGAUAUACUUUGGCUAUGGCAUUCGGAACAGUGUGGAAGGGAAAAAUGCAAAGGAGCUUCGAGGUUCCACAACUGAAAACCCUCUACAGCACCCUGGGAUGGAGCUCAGCCAUGGGGCUGCUGCAAUCUGAGAGAGGUGGUGGUUGUGAUCAACAUCUGUGCUCAGAGGACUGUCAGUAUUACAGUGCUGGUAUGGGACCUCACACUGCUCAGCACAGCCAUCCCGUGGGGUCCAAGCCCAGACUCGGCCGUGCGCUGCCCUUUCCCCUUGCCGAGCAGCAGUUGUGGAGAGCAGACCCCGGGCUGGGGGAAUGCUGGUGGCCCGGGGGCUGCUCCCUGCAUUCCCACCCUGCCGAGGGGCAAUGACACCGAUACGGCCCUCCCAGUGUGAAAGCUGCUGUCACAUCCUGCUUCUCCUGCCCACGAGACACUCCACGUGAUGGUAACUGCUGUAUUUGUGUCAACGCAGUCAUGACUGAGGUUGGAAGCACCUCAGCCUGGUACUGCCCGGUACCCCACAGCAGCACAGGGCUCAGCACCCACAGCCCCGAUACAAUCCCAUGCCCGUGCUGAGCCCUGUGCUGCUGGACUCGUUCGCUUAGUGUGAGCAUCACACUCAGCUGCUUGUGAUGAUGUCUGCAGUGUAGACAUAAGUGUCCAACCUUAUAUGCCUUGGUUCAAUUGGAGUUUCAGUGUUGAUUUUUUAUACUUAUUGAAGUCUAAAUGGUUUGGC
This is a messenger RNA of Coturnix japonica (Japanese quail), 3481 nucleotides long. RefSeq names its product solute carrier family 7 member 3 (gene SLC7A3). The record is from RefSeq and is a predicted model, not a curated record. Gene Ontology annotation, molecular function: amino acid transmembrane transporter activity. Gene Ontology annotation, cellular component: plasma membrane. Gene Ontology annotation, biological process: transmembrane transport; amino acid transport. Lineage: Eukaryota; Metazoa; Chordata; Aves; Galliformes; Phasianidae.